CCGAGAUGCAGGGAGGCAGGUCGGUAGGUAGGAAGAGGGUGGUCGGUUGGUGGACAGGGUUGUUGUAGCGGGAGCCAGGGUCACGGGGUGCUCGUAAACUUUGGGAGGGGGAGCUCGGAGCAAUGGCGGAGAGGUGCGUGUGAAAGGAUUCAGAGAGCGAUUCCGCGUUGGAUCAGUGGCAUAUGGCGUUGGCGACGGAGGAGCAUUGACAGGCAGAUCCAUUGGCCCUCUUGCGCACGGUCUCGUCCUAAAUUUGGCCCUCCCUUGUACUUGGUUGCACAUUUUCGGCCCCGUGCAGAUCUCCGGGUGCGCGAGGUGGAAGACAGGGUCUCCGCAUCAAUGCCGUCUUCAAUCGUUGAAGGAGAUUGAUCCUCGUGUGUUACAUGGGAAGGGGUGAUUUGUGCGAAUGAAUGCGGUUCAAUAUCAAUGUUGAAAGACACUGGAAACCAAGCGUGAUUCCCACAUAUUCAUAAUAAUGCUCGAGAAAUUGAAACUUUUGAAGCUCGGGAGUGUGAAAGAAAAACACAUGAGGCUGUAUAGGCUCAUGAAAUAAGCUAUUGGGUUCGGAGAAAUCGGAUCAGCACCCAGGAGUUCUGGAUGUUGCGAUGCCGAGAGAGAUGAACAAUGAGUUGCAUCCGCUGCCAUUGAAGAUGGACCAAGAGAGCUCACGUGGUUUUAUUCAAUGAUUUAAUCCAUCUGGAGUUUUCUUCAUAAGAGGUGAUGUUUGUCUGAAAGCACGGGAGCCAUGGGCAAGUCAGGCAAGUGGUUGAAGAAGGUCAAGAAUGCUUUCAGGUCUCCAUCGAAGGAUGUAAUUGAUGACAAAGAUGAAACCAAAAAGAGGCCUUCGAAGGGUAAUCGAGGGACAAAUUUGGACUAUUAUAAGGCUGUGCCUAUACCUCUCCCACUACCAGCUGUUACGGGACUGACCAAUCAAGAAGUUGAGCAGGAGCGUGGCAACGAAUUUUCGAAGGAAGAGGUAAUUGCUGAGUUAGAGAAUCAGCCAGAUAAUGACCAUGCACGACAGGAGGCCAUGGAAUCCGAGGUCGACAGGGAAGCCGAAGCACUUCGCGAGGAACAGGCAGCUAUUCAAAUACAGCGAGCUUUUCGUAACCACUUGGCUUUGAAAGGACUUGUUCGACUUCAAGCCUUGGUGCGAGGACACACUGUACGAAGGCAGGCCGCAACAACACUGAGAGCGAUGGGAGCUCUUGUUCGUGUUCAAGCCCGUAUCCGUGCUCGUCGAGUCAGGAUGUCAGAGGAAGGACAAGCUGUACAGCAGCAGAUCAUGCAAAGGCGUCUCGCUCUUGCACGACCAAAGACCUCAGAGGGAGCUUGGAUCACAGGUCGGGACUCGAAGGAAAAACAGCAGAUACGAGAAGAGGCAGCCAAGAAGCGAGAAAGGGCAAUGGCUUACGCGUUCUCACAGCAGGCGAAACGAAAUACCCCAAAACGAAACAUGUUGUUUACAGAAAGUGAGCCCGAUCAAUCCCAUUGGGGGUGGAGCUGGAUGGACCGGUGGAUGGCUGCCCGCCCCUGGGAGAAUCGUCACUUCGACCUUACGAAGGAAGGUAACCAGAAUGUUUCAUCUGUGAAGUUUCUCGGGGUCCAGCCAAAGAAUGUCAAAAUUGAUGGAGUCAAUUUGAAACCUGCUCGGUCUCCACCACCACUGAACUCAAGGGUUGAGAAACCAGAAGACAGAGCUAAGAAAAGUCGCCGUGCUGUCGGAGCGAAUGGAAAUAUUCCAUUGCCUCUUCCAUCUCCACCUUCUGCUGAUGAGCCUUCAUCAAAUAUGCCUGACAUCAAUGGAAGAAAGAACCUAUCACCUGAAAAGCUGACAAUUUCACCAAGGCAAAUGACACAGCUUCCCCCAGCUUCUCCCCCUGAAGAAAUUGUGAGGCCCAUAGCUCAUGAGAGCGAUGCUGCUCUAGCUUCACCAUCAGAUAGUUCAUCCUUCCAACCUCCACCUCCUUCCAACCAUCCUGGUUCAAACGGAGGUACUUUUGCUGUAUCAAAUGACGGGACGGCGGAGCAGGAUCCUAGUUGCAGUGGUUCCUCUGGUUCUGAACACGGAGUUAACGAAGACCAGUUUACCAAAGCCAGUCCUCGAGAUUCUCCCAUGUCAGGUCAUGCUAAGGCUAACGUCGAUGCGAUUAGUACACCCAACAUGACGAAAGAGGCAGGGAAUGGGGAGAACAGUGGACCAACAAGUCACAAGUUGACUAGAAGCCGGUAUAUGGAGGCCACAGUUUCUGCGAAAGCCAAAGCACGCACGAGUCCUAAGACCAAAGUGGAGGGAGAGGAGUCACCCGUCAAACAGCCGAAGCGUCUCUCUUUUGGAGGCCCUUCAGUUGCAAGAUCGAAGUCUCCAAGUGGAACCGCCGCAGUUAGAUCAAAAUCUACUUUGCAGGUGCGGACCAGCCUUCCAAGUGGUCUCUUCAAGGAUGCAUCUGUGGAGAUUGUUAGUCCUGUUGACUCCGGCGGUGGUGGUCAGACUGUUUUGAGAAGAAAGUCCUUCGGCGGAGACGCUAAAUCUGCAACGAAGUGGAGGUGACUGGUAGCUCGACAUGUUAAGUUGAAUUGCAAACUUGACCUUACUUUGGUGUUGUAGUAACAGAAGACCAGCAUUUGACCUUUUUACAUUGCCUCACACUUUUAAGUCCAUUACAGUGACGGCAUCUAAAUCCAUUUCAAGUUGUUUAGAGUGCAAUGGCCCCAACGUUUUUUUAUAUGCCUAGAUGCUGAUCAAACCAUACUUUUCCAAAUAUUGUCAAGUUGAAAGAA
Physcomitrium patens is the source of this 2781-nucleotide messenger RNA. The record is from RefSeq and is a predicted model, not a curated record. Lineage: Eukaryota; Viridiplantae; Streptophyta; Bryopsida; Funariales; Funariaceae.